Molecule: messenger RNA, 1309 nt
Organism: Durotheca rogersii
Lineage: Eukaryota; Fungi; Ascomycota; Sordariomycetes; Xylariales; Xylariaceae
Product: NAD(P)-binding protein
Exons: 3
Coding region: 356-1309 (317 amino acids)
Biological process (GO): S-adenosylmethionine biosynthetic process
Cellular component (GO): methionine adenosyltransferase complex
Molecular function (GO): methionine adenosyltransferase regulator activity
Source: RefSeq, a predicted model, not a curated record
CCCAUCGCGGGUUCGAUAUCGGUAUAAUGAUUAUUGCAAUAUCCACUUCUCUAGACUACUACCUAUAUAGUAUACUACCCGUUAUACUAGGCAUGUAUGGGGGUCGGGCCAUCUAGGGAUUUCAUACCUACACAAAGGGACCCCGCUCGCUUCUGGUCCGUUCCCACGUAAUACGGGACAACCCCGCCCCCACCAUUUAUGACAUAGGUAAUGUGCUCUCCCUUCACGACAGACAGCACCUUGCCCAGCAGCAUAUGUGUAAGAAGCCCCUACUGCGAGUAAGCUACCUACGUAAGGUGGUGCUUUUCCACUACUACUUCAUCCAGUCCGUUGGUCAUAAACGCCAGGAUAGAACAUGUCCGCGAAAACCGUGUUGGUGACUGGGGCUACCGGUCUCCUCGGCAGGCAGGUCGUGAGAGCCUUCGAGAGAGCCGACUGGAAUGUCAAGGGGACGGGCCACUCUCGCGCAGACGGGACGACGAUACUCAAGGUUGAUCUCGAAAACGAGCCAGAAGUCGUUGCCGCGCUGAACAAGACGAAGUAUGUUUGCGCCAACCUCGUGGAUCCCCAACUCCCGCUCGGGUUCCGCGCCGCAAACCGAUUCCCGGACAAAUGUGACCUGGAUCCCGAAGGGUGCCGUGCACUGAACGUCGAGGCUACCCGAAGAUUGGCCUCGCUGUGUUCCGCUCGCGACAUCUUCCUGAUAUACAUAUCCACCGACUACGUCUUCCCGGGCAAGCCCGGCGACGCUCCCUACGAGGCGGACGCGAAGCCGCAACCUACGAACCUGUACGGGCAGACGAAGCUGGAUGGAGAGCAAGUCGUCUUGGAAGAAUACCAGCGUGCUGGGAAGCAAGGCCUGGGUGUGGUCCUGCGCGUCCCGGUGCUAUAUGGUGACGCCGAGAUGCCGACUGAGAGCGCAGUGAACGUGCUUAUGGAGUCUGUCUGGAAGGUGCAGGAACCAGGUACCAAGAUUAGCAUGGAUCACUGGGCCCUCCGAUAUCCUACCAAUGAUGUUUCUGCUAAAUACCUAGGUUCUGAUGAUCGGUCCAAGUUACCGUCCAUUCUACAAUUCAGCUCGGAGGAUAAGUUCACGAAGUACGAGAUCUGCCAGCGGUUCGCAGAGAUCAUGGGCCUGUCGAUCGCGGCCAUAGAGCCCAAGACCGAGGGCAACGACCCAGGCGCUUCGGUUCAGAGACCGUACGACUGCCACCUUAGCACGAAAGCCCUAAAAGAUCUCGGCAUCGAUGUAUCGACCCAGGACUUCACCGGGUGGUGGCGGUGGAAUGUCAGGGCCUUCCGAAAAUGA